Molecule: messenger RNA, 1718 nt
Organism: Candidula unifasciata
Lineage: Eukaryota; Metazoa; Mollusca; Gastropoda; Stylommatophora; Geomitridae
Source: the annotation of a GenBank genome assembly
AUGGAUGUGGAUACCUACCUCGUACUGGUGUACUGGCACGUCGCUAUGGUAACGCUGCAAUCAUUAUUUGCACAGGGACACAAAACACUUGUUAUGACUGACAAAGGCCAGGUUCAAGGCAAAACCUACUAUGUUCACGGGAAAAAGGUGGAUGUCUUUUACGGGAUCCCCUACGCGAAACCACCAUUAGGUGACUUGAGGUUCCUGCAUCCAGAACAACUAGACCCUUGGCCGGGUGUGUUGGACGCCACCAAGAAACCCAACUGCUGCAUACAGCUACCGGACACUGUGUUUGGAAACUUCAGUGGAUCCAGUGUCUGGAACCCCAACACAAAGGUUAGCGAAGAUUGCUUGUACCUCAGCGUGUGGACGCCCAGGACGCACCCGCCCUACACCAACAAGGCUGUCAUCGUCUGGGUCUACGGCGGCGCUUUCAUGACCGGCUCAUCAGUGCUGGACAUCUACGACGGAAAGUACCUUGCUACAGAGAAUGACAUUGUUGUUGUCUCUAUGCAAUUCAGAUUUGGCGCGCUCGGCUACUUUGUGCUAGGAUCUCCUCAUUCGCCUGGUAACGCUGGCAUGAUGGAUUUGCGGAUGGCUCUGGAAUGGAUACAGAGAAACAUUCACUACUUUGGAGGAAAUCCACACAACAUCACUUUGGUGGGCGAGAGUUCGGGAGCCGUCAGCAUUGGCCUGUUCAUGCUGUCAUCCUUGGGACGUGGCCUCUUCCAUCGAGCUAUCCUACAGAGCGGAGCACCUCAAGCACCUUGGGGAACCUACACGCUUCAAGAAGGGAGAAGGCGCUCUUUGGUCCUGGCAGAACUCCUUGGCUGCGACCCCAAGGCCAGCGACAGGAUUAUUCUACAAUGUCUUCGUAAAGUUCCUGCUAUGAGGUUCCCGGAAGAAGAGAUUCGCGUGGUUGAAGGUGUGGCCCAGUUCCCGUUCAUUCCAGUCAUAGACGGGACGUUUCUGAUCAGAACUCCCAGUCAGUACCUGCGGGAGGGGCAUUUCAAGAAGAUUCCGCUCCUCCUUGGUAGCAAUGCUAACGAGGGAUCAUGGCUGCUGGUAUAUGCUGAACCUGCAUACUUCAACAUCAACACUCCGAGCCUCGUUAGCAAGGAGAGCUACAACAUCGUUAUGGAUAAGCUGUUUAGAUACUACCCCCAGUAUCCAAACGAGUUGAACCACUUAGGCAAGGAGGCUAUUAAGUUCCAGUACACAGAUUGGCUGGACCCUUAUAAUCAAAGCCGUUUGAGAACAAACGUUGAACAGGCAGUUGGUGACUAUCAUUUUACUUGCGGUGUUGCGGAUAUGGCCAAAACUGUCUCUGAGCAUGGUCUGGAUGUGUACUUUUAUAGGUUCAGCCAUCGGAUGUCAACUCAUUCUUGGCCAGAAUGGAUGGGCGUCUUGCACGGGGAUGAAAUUUUCUUUGUAUUUGGCCAACCGCUUAACAAGGAAAUGAAUUUCACAGGAGAUGAGAAAAAACUGAGCAAAAAGAUCAUGAAAAUGUGGACAAAUUUUGCCAAAACUGGGAACCCCAACCGUGGGCCCGGAGAAAUGGAGAUUCAAGAGUGGCCCAAGUUCCGACACAACGAGCAGCUCUUCCUGGAUAUCAAUCUAGACUUGCUUGGCAACGGCAACAAAUGGGGUAAAGGGGUCAGGCCUGAACACUGCGCCUUUUGGGAGCAUUACGUAUCCAACAUUGCUCAGAUGAGUAG